AUGAAUUCUUCUUUUAUCAUUUGUUCUGUCGUAGCUGCUGUAGGCUUCUUUAAGGUUUAUAAAAGAUACAGAUUCCAUCAAGACAAGAAAGAUACUACAAAAUCUUCUUCUUUAUCUUCUCCAUCUCCUCCAAGUUCUCUGUCUCUUCCAUCUCCUUCAACUUCUUUAUCUCUUUCAUCUCCUUCAACUUCCGUAUCUCAAGUUUGGGAACACCAUGUCUUCCCCAGCUUCCACGGGGCAGAUGUCCGAAAAACUAUUCUUAGUCACAUUUUGGAAUCAUUCAGAAAUAAGGGAAUCGACUCAUUCAUUGAUAACGAUAUAGAGAGGAGUAAGUCGAUCGGUCCUAAGCUUGUAGAAGCUAUCAAAGGAUCAAAGAUUGCAAUCGUCUUGCUUUCCAAGAACUAUGCUUCUUCGUCUUGGUGUCUUGAUGAGUUGGCAGAGAUCAUGAAAUGCAGGGAAGUGUUGGGUAAAAUUGUCAUGACCAUUUUCUAUGAAGUUGAUCCAACUGACAUAAAGAAACAGAUUGGUGAUUUUGGAAAAGCCUUUAGAAAAACUUGUAAAGGUAAAACAAAAGAGCGUACUGAGAUAUGGAGAAAAGCUUUGGAGGAUGUGGCCCAAAUCGCUGGAUAUCAUUCUCGCAACUGGGUCAAUGAAGCGGCCAUGAUCGAUAAAAUAGCAACUGAUGUUUCUAACAUGUUGAAUAGCUCCAUACCAUCAAGAGAUAUUGACAGUUUAGUAGGGAUGGGAGCUCAUAUGGAAAGGAUGGAACAAUUGUUACGUCUAGAUUUGGAUGAGGUAAGGAUGAUCGGGAUCUGUGGGCCACCUGGGAUUGGUAAGACAACCAUCGCAAGAGUUCUGUUUAACCAAGUCUCCAGCAUAUUCCAACUUAGUGCAAUCAUGGUUGAUAUCAGAGGAAACUAUCCAAGACCGUGUUUAAAUGAGUAUAGUGCACAAUUGGAACUUCAAAAGCAAAUGUUGUCCCAGAUGAUCAAUCAUAAAGAAAUAACGAUUUCCCAUGUAGGAGUGGCAAAAGAACGGCUAAAAGACAAGAAAGUGUUUCUCGUUCUUGAUGAUGUGGAUCACUUAGGACAACUAGAUGCAUUGGCGAAAGAAAUUCAAUGGUUUGGUCCUGGAAGUCGGAUUAUAAUCACAACUGAAGAUCAAAGAGUUCUCAAAGGUCAUGGGAUCAAACAUAUUUACCAUGUGAAGUUUCCAUCAAGUGAUGAGGCUUUUCAAAUCUUUUGUAUGCAUGCCUUUGGACAGAAACACCCAUAUAAAGGUUUCUAUGAGCUUGCUAAGGAAGUUGCAUACCUUGCUGGUGAACUCCCUUUGGGAUUGAAGAUUCUAGGCUCUGCUCUACGGGGAAGGUCCAAGCAGGAGUGGAAAAUGAUGCUACCAAGGUUAAAGACCGACCUUAAUGGAGAAAUAGAGAGCAUUAUAAAGUUCAGUUAUGAUGACUUAAGUAAUGACGAUAAAGAUUUAUUUCUUUAUAUAGCCUGCUUUUUCAGCACUAAAGGUCGUGAUAUCUUGGAAAGCGUUCUUCAUAAGAAGUUUUUGCGUGUGACGCAAGCUGGUCUUCAAGUCUUAACUGACAAAUCUCUCAUAUCUAUUGACACACUCGGACAUAUAUAUAUGCAUACUCUACUUAAGCAAUUCGGAAUAGAAACUUCUCGUAAGCAAUUCCUUCAUCAUCAGCUUUUGAAAUGUCAACUUUUGGUUGUUGGAAGAGAUAUUUGUGAAGUGCUCGGUAGUGAUAAAACAGAUAAUAGAAGUUUUAUAGGGAUUAAUUUAGAUUUAUCUGAGACUAAGGAAGAAUUGAAUAUAAGUGAGAAAGCACUUGCAAGAAUGUCUGAUCUCGAAAUCAUAAGAAUCAAUGGUGAUAAGGAUUUUGAUCCUUCUCAGCUUGAGAGACUGCACUCACUUCUGUAUCAUUCUCAAAAGAUUAGAUUACUUGAUUGGAGUUAUUUCCAAAAUACAUGUUUGCCAUCUACUUUUAAUCUGAAGUUUCUCGUAGAACUAGAUAUGUGUUUCAGCAAACUUCAGAAGCUAUGGGAAGGAACUAAACAACUGAAAAAUCUCAGGAGGAUGAAUUUAUAUCUUUCAAAAGAUCUGAAAGAGCUUCCUGAUCUUUCAACUGCCACUAAUCUUGAAGAUUUAUUUCUCAAAGGAUGCUCAAGUUUAGUGGAGCUUCCUUCUUCAAUUGGGAAUGCAACUAAUCUCCGGGAAUUAGACCUCUUGGGAUGCUCAAGUUUAGUGGAGCUUCCUUCUUCUAUUGGGAAUGCAACUAAUCUACACUAUUUAGUCCUCUCUCAAUGCUCAAGUUUAGUGGAGCUUCCUUCUUCUAUUGGGAAUGCAACUAAUCUCCAGUAUUUAGUCCUCUCUCAAUGCUCAAGUUUAGUGGAGCUUCCGUCUUCUAUUGGGAAUGCAACCAGUCUCCGGGAACUAAAUCUCUCUAAGUGCUCAAAGCUGGUGAAAAUCCCUUCUUCAAUUGAGAAUUUGACCAAUCUCGAGAAAUUGAAUCUUAGUGAUUGCUUUAAUCUUACUGAGCUCCCUCUUUCUAUUGGAACUGCCACAAAUCUGAGGGAAUUGAAUAUCAGUGGAUGCUCAAGUCUCGUGAAUCUCCCGUCCUCUAUUGGAGAUCUCACUAAUCUCAAAGAAUUUGAUCUAUCUAACUGCUCUCGGUUGAAAAGUUUUCCUGAGAUCUCCACAAACAUUGAGGUACUCAAGCUUACAGGGACUGCAAUCAAAGAAGUUCCUAUGUCGAUCAUGUCGUGCUCUGGUCUUUCUGAUUUCCGAAUAUCAUACUUUGAAAGCCUCAAGGAUUUCCCGCAUGCUCUUGACAUCAUCACGUAUCUGCAGUUGAACGAAGAUAUACAAGAAGUUUCUCCAUGGGUCAAGGAAAUGUCUUGUUUACGUACACUUAGACUCGACAACUGCAAGAAUCUGGUAUCACUCCCCCAAUUUUCAGAUUCCCUAUGUGAAAUAGAUGCAGACAAUUGUCAAUCCCUUGAGAGACUGGAUUGUUCCUUUGAAGAUGACUAUAUCGGUCUGGAGUUCAGAAACUGCUUCAAGCUGAAUCAAGAAGCCAGAGAUCUCAUCAUGCACACAUGGACUGCUACAUAUGCGAUAUUACCAGGUACACAAGUGCCUGUCUGCUUCAAUCACCGAGCUACUGCUGAGGGUUCCUUGACAAUUAAGUUGAAUGAGUCGUGUCUUCCUGAAUCUUUGAGUUUUAAGGCUUGCAUCAUGCUGGUUAAUAUUAAUGAAGAAACGGUUGAUGAGCAUGUUUCAAUGAGAGUAAAUAUUAAGAUCAUGGACAAACAGAAUGAUCUCGAAGUUUACAUAAAUCGAGCUUUAACAGAGCAUAUCUACACAUUUGACGUUGAAGCAGAGGAUGUGACUUCCACCGAGCUUGUCUUUGAGUUCACAACAACCAAUAAUAGCAAAUGGAAGAUCGGAGAAUGCGGGGUAUAUCAAAUCUUGGAGGUUCCUUAG
Molecule: messenger RNA, 3495 nt
Organism: Capsella rubella
Lineage: Eukaryota; Viridiplantae; Streptophyta; Magnoliopsida; Brassicales; Brassicaceae
Product: probable disease resistance protein RPP1
Exons: 4
Coding region: 1-3495 (1164 amino acids)
Biological process (GO): signal transduction; defense response
Molecular function (GO): protein binding; ADP binding; ATP hydrolysis activity
Source: RefSeq, a predicted model, not a curated record